Messenger RNA from Pleurotus ostreatus (oyster mushroom), 2322 nucleotides. RefSeq lists its product as uncharacterized. Lineage: Eukaryota; Fungi; Basidiomycota; Agaricomycetes; Agaricales; Pleurotaceae. Bases 1 to 2322 code for a protein of 773 amino acids. The transcript has 5 exons. The record is from RefSeq and is a predicted model, not a curated record.
AUGCUACUCCGUCUGCCCGCAGAACUCGUUGCACGUAUUGCCCUCCACCUCCUCGACUCGCAGCCAUUCUACCCGCCUCGUGCUCUCAACUCCUUGCGUCUGACAUGUCAAUCCCUUCGCCAACUGCUGGACUCGAAGCAUUUCAAAGGAAAGGCCUUUGGAGUAUGCUUUGACGUGGGUAGCGUGGGUAGGAGGAACUUCGUGGCGGACACGGGGAUGCGGGCUGAUCAAUUCGAGGUAUGGAGUCGAACUGUGCGUUCGAUCUCGGAGAAGGACGUAAAUGAAGACGAGCCUGGCGACCAUGCCCCCUUUACCCUCCUCACUACCUACCCCUGGGACAUCGGGGAGACCUUCCUCCAGGCCUAUGUCAUGCUUCUCUCCAACGACGGCAAAAAUAUCGCGCAGCUAGAGCAUGCUGGCCUUUAUUUACUCCUCCGAGCGUACUUGAAGAAAUAUUUGUACAAAGGGGAAUUGUUGGAUAAAGGCUGGCCAGUUGAGAGCUUGGAGAAUUCCUGCGCAUUGUGGUUGCUGUGGAUGAUGACUACUGAAGAGAGACUGAGCAAAGAAAGCUUGGAGGAAAAGGAGGAACUCGUGAGCAUGAUACUGCCAUGGGUCAUGGUUCCGUUUAGGUAUUCAUCAGCACACGCUCCGCCCUCCCACUACACCCUACCUCUCGACCAACAUGGUCAAAGUCGGCAGCGGUACAACCUCCCACAUACCGUCACCACAGCUCAUGGCCACUACCCAAUAUACGGGCCGGCCGUUCUCCCUGCUCCAACUUCUCAGGCAAUUGUAAAUCUUCCAUACACCCGAGGGAAUUAUCUCGAUGUCUCCUACUUCGGCACUCGUUGCAUAUUCUCCGCCCCUCCACCCUCAAUCGCAGCCAAACUGCUUUACUUCUCGCGGCGGAGAGUUGGGUUUCAGAUACCGCCGCAUCUACCUGCAACGCGGGCGGAGGCAAUUCGACGCGCACAAGAAGCGUGGGAGAGGGAGCAGCGGGAGAAUGGGCGUGUUAUCGGUGAAAAUGGUGUGGUGUGGGACGGACGAAUGCCUAUCGGCCCGACAAAAGAAGAUAUGGUAGACUUGAACGCACACCAGAGUACCGAACUUCCGAUGCGGUCUAGUUGGUACGCCGGUUGGAAUGGUCUAGAUGCACUCACCGCUCCUCCAUCGAGGUGGUGGGACAAUGACUACUAUCGUUCAAGAUACUGCUACAAUGUCUUUCUUGACAAUGCUAGAAGAGGUGGCGACGUGUACACUCCCGGUAUGCUAGAUGGAUUAUGGCAAGGCCGCAUGCUUAUCCCCUCCGAGCACAUAUUACGCUCGAUCUUAACAUCUCCUCGUCUUCCUGCAGAUCCCAAUGCCAGAGUCGAGGGUCAACCCGACUACCUCGCUGAAGUCACCUCGGCCCUGCCCCUGAUUAUGCGUUUAGGGGAGUAUCAUUGGCUUGAUGGCAGUAGGCGUCGGAAGGAUCGGACGAGAUUAACGAUGCAGCAGCCCCUUGAGGAUCGUCUUAAGGCACUGCACCAGGAGGCCGCUGAACCUGGAGGUAUUGCUCGCUGCGCCAAAAAGGUCAACAGGAUUGACGAAGGCAUGGGCAACGCAUGGUUUCCUCACGGUACAGAUUUUGCCGUCGACAAUGAUGACAUCCAUGUCAGAUCCCCUCCCUCGGACUUUGUAGCGCCAAUGCCAUCUCAGUACCAGAUACGCAACGUCGUGCCUUCGCUAUACGAGAAGUGUCAUGCCACGGAGUCCAAUUCACACGAUCCCGAACACUGUGCGAAGUGUUUAAAGCGAGAGGUCAAGAUGCAGACGAGGAGGCGGGCGCUAGCCGCGGAGAACGAAAAGGCCAUUGCACAACGAUUAGGCAGCGAUGAGGUCGAACGCAUAUUCGAGAGCGUUGGCUUAGGUCGUACACAAGACUCGAUACUUGAAAUGGACGUCGAUGGUGACGAGGAUGGAGAGGAUUGGAAGGACGUCGAUUCUGAGGAUGAUGAAGACGGCGACGAAGUCAUUCAAGAAGACGACCCCCUCAUCGCUCCCCCAUGUCACGGUGUCCGCGACGUCCUCAUCCACGGCUCCUCCGACCUGCCUCACGCCCUAGCCUGGCAUCCCUUUGUCUUCCGUGGGCGCGUACGCCCUUGGGACGGUCUAGUCGGCAUUCUGCGAGUCUCCAAAAACGGCGCCUUCACUGAUACGUUUUUCUACGGUUAUGUCGUUGGAGGCAAGAAUUUCGUGGGGAAUUGGAGGAAUGUGGGUGCGGAGAUGGACGCGGGAGUUCCUGCAUGGGAGGGCGCGUUUUCGAUGAGCAAGAGGGAGUGA